AUGCCCGGCUGGGAGUCACUGGGCGGCCUGCAGCAUGUCGUGGAACAGCUCAAGGAGAUGGUCAUUCUGCCGCUGCUGUAUCCAGAGCUCUUCAGCCACAUGCGCAUUUCUCCGCCCAGGGGCAUCCUGUUCCAUGGCGAGCCCGGCACGGGCAAGACCCUGGCUGCUCGUGCGCUGGCGGGGGCAUGCGCGCGGGCGUCGCCAAAGCCGGUGGCUUUCUUUGCGCGCAAGGGCGCCGACUGCCUUGGCAAGUUCAGCGGGGAGGCCGAGCGCACCCUGCGCCUGCUCUUCGAGGAGGCGGCUGCGCAGGCGCCAGCGAUCAUCUUCCUGGAUGAGCUGGACGGCCUGGUGCCGGCGCGCGGCCAGGCCGGCAGCGGCGGCAGCGAUCAGAUCUAUGCCAGCGUUGUGUCCACCAUGCUCGCACUCAUGGACGGCGUCGCCGACCGCGGCGCUGUCGUCGUCAUAGGGGCCACCAACCGGCCAGAAGCGAUUGACGCGGCCCUGCGGCGUCCGGGGAGAUUUGACAGGGAGGUCUACUUUGGCCUGCCAUCAACUGCUGACCGGCUGGAGAUCCUGAGCGUGCACACAUGCAGGUGGGAGCCUCCACCUUCCAUACAGCUCCUGCAGGCAGUGGCUGCAGCAACACAGGGGUUCGCCGGGGCCGACCUGCAGGCGUUAUGCGCUGGCGCAGUCAUGGCUGCUUGGGCUACCGCUGCCCACCGCCGCCGCAAGCGCGGCAAGCCUCGCUGA
Coccomyxa subellipsoidea C-169 is the source of this 750-nucleotide messenger RNA. Its product is annotated as AAA-domain-containing protein. Bases 1 to 750 code for a protein of 249 amino acids. Gene Ontology annotation, cellular component: nucleus. Gene Ontology annotation, biological process: positive regulation of transcription by RNA polymerase II. Gene Ontology annotation, molecular function: chromatin binding; ATP hydrolysis activity; histone binding. The record is from RefSeq and is a predicted model, not a curated record. Lineage: Eukaryota; Viridiplantae; Chlorophyta; Trebouxiophyceae; Coccomyxaceae. The transcript is spliced from 6 exons.